Dermacentor albipictus is the source of this 4314-nucleotide messenger RNA. Its product is annotated as neural cell adhesion molecule 2-like. Gene Ontology annotation, molecular function: protein binding. NCBI's taxonomy places the organism in Eukaryota, Metazoa, Arthropoda, Arachnida, Ixodida, Ixodidae. The record is from RefSeq and is a predicted model, not a curated record.
UAAAAAGGAGGGCUGCGCGGACAUAACGCGCCCGCGGGGUGUCGCGGGAAGAAAGAGAAAAGUAACACUUUUGCGUCGUGAAUAUCGCCGGGUUCCGAUUGGGGAAAGGUGGGGAAAGGGCGUCUGCGUAACACCUUUCUCUCCCGUUUCGUGAUGUGCUGACGCGAGGAGUGCAGAAAAAGUGGCCAGACCCAAAUACCGGGCCCUAAUGGGGCCUGGGGAGGGCGUGGACGCCUUGGCCGUGCCGUGCGCGAUGGGAACGCUGUCUCCAGCAGCGCACAGUGCCGCCUUCUCUGGAUAUCUGCGCAGCUCGACGACGACAAUGCGUGGACCGACGUCGUCGAACUGGCGCCGGUGCCGUUCGCUGUGGAUAGCGAGAACCGUCGCGACCGUCGCGCUGACUGUGCUGGUGGUCCUCUCGUGCGCACCGGGUGUGUCGUCGAUGCAUUCGAGAGGCACUUCCAAGCGUCUGAUCGUGCGGGAAGGCCACCAGACGGAGCUGCCAUGCGACCUGCGGGACGCGCUCUCCAACGACUCGCUGGCCUUCGUGCACUGGUACCACACGCCGGAGCGGGAGCCACACGGCUCCGGUGGCGCGGGAUCCUCGCUCGGAUACGGGUUCCGCGCGGCGGCCGCGAACCGCGAGCCCAUCUACACGGUGGACUUCGGGCCGGACCCGACGCUCAGCAGGGAGGCCGCCGCCAGCGGAACCGCGGGGGGCACCAUGGCUGCCGGCGCUACGGGAGCCACGGGGGGACGAGGGAACAACUUGUUACAGGUUAACCGUUCAGCGGGCCAUGGAUGGGUGGGGCGGGCCUACUUCUCCAUCAUCGGCCACCCGGCCAGCCUCAAGGUGAACAGCGUGCGAUUUGAGGACGCCGGCCUCUACACGUGCACGGCCGUGUUCCGCGAUGGCGCCCGCAGAAACUCUACGGUGCGGCUCCACGUCGUCGCACCCCCUGAGCCCCCGGUAAUACGAGACGGAGAAGGAAACGAACUCCGAGGCACCAUCGGACCGUUCAACGAAGGCAGCACGCUGGCAUUGGUUUGCGUUGUCUAUGGUGGCAAGCCCAAGCCGACGCUCGUGUGGAGCGGCAUGCCGAACGGAAUGAUGGCCGAAGUGCGUCCCUCUUCCGAGGCACAACUCACCACCUCGACUCUACUGAUCCACUCCCUGAGGAGGGAAGAUCUGCGCGCAACGCUGUACUGCACUGCAUCAAACAACAUAUCCUCGCCAGCCGACACUUCCGUCACGCUCGACCUCAACCUGCGUCCCACGUCGGUGAAGAUCAGGCGCGGCGACAUCCCAAUCUCGGCGGGCCUGCCCGCUGAAAUCGUAUGCGAAGUGUGGGGUUCGCGACCACCGCCCGUGGUCACUUGGUGGAAGGGCCUGCACCAGCUGAACCACACCUUCGUGUACGUGUCAACGGACGGCAACAUGACCACGAGUGUGGUGUCUUUCACUCCCUCGAAUGACGACCACGGCUCCAGUCUCGCCUGCCGAGCCAAGAACCCGGCAAUGGCAGACAGUGUGGAAGAGGACACGUGGACGAUGGACGUGCAGUACAAGCCUAGGAUCUCGCUCCAGCUGGGCACAAAGCUAAGCCUCGAGAACAUCCAGGAGAACAACGACGUGUACCUGGAGUGCCGCGCGGAUGCCAAUCCUCCGGUGGACGAAGUGGCCUGGCAGUUCAACGCGCAAGAGCUGCAGGCCUCGGAGAACGUGCUCGUCUCCAAGAACUUCCUGGUCAUCCAGCGAGUGCAGACCCAUCACUCGGGCCUCUACUCUUGCAGCGCCGAGAACUCCGAAGGGCGGACGCAGGGGGAAACGCUACAGCUGCGCGUUCAGCACGCACCACUCUGCAAGGCCAACCAGCACGUGGUGUACGCAGCAUCGCGUCACCAGGAGGUUGAGGUGCACUGCGAGGUUGAAGCAGACCCGAGCAACGUCACCUUCGAAUGGCGCUUCAACAGCACGCUCCAGCAGCGGCCCCUCAAGAGCUUCUGGACGCAGGGGACGCGCAGUAUCGCUCGGUACAUCCCUCAUAGCCAUACCGAGUAUGGGACGCUGCUAUGCACCGCGUCCAACCGCAUCGGCAAACAGCGGCAGCCAUGCCUCUUCCAUGUCGUCCAGGCAGCAGGACCUCCAGGCCCCGUAGAAAACUGUUCCAUCACGAACCAGACGGAAGGAUCAUUGCACCUCGAAUGCCAGGCGGGCUCGGACGGACACCUUCCCGCGCACUUUGUGCUCUCCGUGCACGAUGCGCUUACCGCCACAGUGUCGGCCAACUUCACCGCCGAUAGGCCAGACUUCUGGGUCCACGAUCUUCUUCCUGGUGUGGAAUACUUUCUCGUGGUGUCCGCCGUGAACGAGCGUGGCCGGAGUCCGGAGCUCACAAUCCUGCCGCCGAUAAUGCCUCUCGUGGGAAAGCUUACCAAGUCCGGAAGUGCGGCUAAGAUCUACUCGAGCGCACUUCUCGUGACGGUGAUUGCCGCCGUGGCGCUUCUGUGCCUGCUACCUCUGAUUGUGCUUGGAGCAGUCAAACUGAGAGGGCGGCGCUUCUUCUGCAAAAGUCGAGAGGCCAAGAAGGAUGUGACAGACGAAGACGCCUGCCCUUCAACCACAGCGGCCAGUCCUCAGGAGGCCACGCAACUGCAGAUAUCCUCCAUCUACCCCAAGGAAGACAACCAAGUGUGGAUCGUCAAGAAGAGCACCGGCCUAUGAGCCUCGACGGCCACAGCCUGCGCAGCCACAAAGCGGUUAGACACUCUCUACGACAGCGUCAGCGUCAUACCGGCACAAAGGCUUGUAUAUCCCGCCGGCUUAUUAAAGUUGUGUGGGUGGUCCAAUCGGCAACUACCAAAAAAUUUGAUUGAAUAAGCAGCGUUUUUGUCAAGAAGACGACCGAUGGAAGCAGCAUCCGAAAGCUCGAAUGGUCGAGUUACUUACGUGAACAAGGUUUAUCUCAAGAGUUUCUUCUGGCUUUACCUUUCAAAAUAUACACCUGGUUUCCGGGCUACUGCGAUAGCAAAUAACUAAAAAAUAAAAGGUGGCUGUCAGUGCAAUGGCUAAUGAAAGCCGUGGCUCUUCGAGAGCAGCUGUGCGGUGCUGUGACCAGUGCAGCUUUCUGAACGUAAGCGCCAACAUUUCACUUCGACCUCCUUGACAGUGAGUGUUGUUCAGCGGGAGACAAGCACGAGCAAGUACAGCCAAUGUCAAGACUAGGAGCAGUCUUCUGUACUCGAGCCAGUGGCCAGUUAGUGAUUCAAGAUAUGUUAUGCUACGGUGUGUCUUGUCGCGUGAUUGCGAAUUGUUAUGGCUUCAGAUGUGUGCCCGUCGGCAUUUUUCGGCCGCCAGCAACCAAUCCACUAGCCUUGUGCAUCUCAGGAUCAACGAGACUUGGACGUGCUGUUUGAUGCAUAAGACAAGUGAACCGUGUGCAUAAGUGAAAGUUUAUAAACGGUGGAUGUGAGUGGUGGAAAACUCCCAUUGACUUUACGCAUGUUCGUAGUUCUCGUGACCUCAGGCUCAACAAGGAAGGAAGACGAGGGAAUCUCUACCGACGGCUGCCUGCUAGCUGCAACCUGUACCAGGUGGUGCCACAUAUUGAUCAGAAAUGAGUGAAUGAAGUCGAGAGGAAGCAAAAGAACAAGAAGUGAACACAAGGAGCAGAAGUAAAGAUCACGGACGCCAACAAGCGGGGUUCGAGUGUGUUCAUCAUGGAGCGGUCAGAAGGAAGUGCUAGCACCUUGCGAGUGUGGCGUCAUUGAUCUUGUGCUUUUGGCAACUAUCCCGGAGAUGUUAUUUUUCUAUUGCCCGCGGUCUAUCCCACCGACCUACUUCUAGUCCCGAACCUUUCUCACUCUAUCAUGCCCCCAUCUCUUGCUCUCUUCAUAAUUACCCUGGAACCGUUCAGGCGCCUCCUGUGUACAUAGAGCCACUGCGUUUACACUUCGCGUUAUACGAAGGACAAUGUUGCGGUUGUCGCCAUCACAUUAUUCUUCUUGUUACACCAGUGCCCUUCUUUUUUAGAUGCUUUGAAGGGACCGGCACAAAUUCAAGAUUGGAGAGGCGAGAACACAUCGAUGAGUGCGCGAAAGUUAGGAACGCGCGUUCGGAAGAAUACACGUUUUCGCGGGCCACACGGGCUGUUCGUUGUUUUGUCAGCGACGCACCCUGUGUAAUUUACACUAAACAUUACCGCGUGAACUGUGCCAUACGUUUCCUCCCUUAUUUAUGUGUUCGUUUUUCUUGUUUCCUGUUGGUCUAAUGUUUUUCGGAAAUGUUGACAAUAAAAACGAAGUUUAAACGAA